Calidris pugnax (ruff) is the source of this 3998-nucleotide messenger RNA. RefSeq names its product VAMP associated protein A (gene VAPA). The transcript is spliced from 7 exons. Lineage: Eukaryota; Metazoa; Chordata; Aves; Charadriiformes; Scolopacidae. Gene Ontology annotation, molecular function: FFAT motif binding. Gene Ontology annotation, cellular component: plasma membrane; endoplasmic reticulum membrane. Gene Ontology annotation, biological process: neuron projection development. The coding region runs from base 1 to 834 and encodes 277 amino acids. The record is from RefSeq and is a predicted model, not a curated record.
AUGACGAGUCAUGAAACGGGGAAAAUAUGGGACUGUCCCUUUACAGAUGUAGUAACUACAAAUCUUAAACUACGAAAUCCAUCAGAUAGAAAAGUAUGCUUCAAAGUGAAGACCACAGCGCCUCGUCGAUACUGCGUGAGGCCAAACAGUGGAAUUAUUGACCCGGGAUCGUCUGUAGUUGUUUCAGUAAUGUUGCAGCCUUUUGACUAUGACCCAAAUGAGAAGAGUAAACACAAGUUUAUGGUACAAACAACCUAUGCACCACCAAAUAUUUCAGAUAUGGAGGCAGUGUGGAAAGAAGCAAAACCUGAUGAGUUAAUGGACUCCAAAUUGAGAUGUGUGUUUGAAAUGCCCAACGAAAAUGAUAAACUGGAUUUAUCUACACCAGGACCCAACCAUUUCACUCCAGUCAGCAACGACGUUCUUCAGAUGCCUACCAGUCAUAGCCAGAAGAUUGACAUGAAGGAACCAGUCAGUGAGGUCACACAGCAGGAGGAGAAUGAUAUAGAUGCAAGCAAACCUGCCCCAGUACUGAAUACAUCUAAGCAGGAUGGACCGAUGCCAAAACCACAUAGUGUUUCACUUAAUGAUACUGAAACAAGGAAGCUAGUGGAGGAGUGCAAAAGACUUCAAGCAGAGAUUAUGAAGCUGACGGAUGAAAAUCGGCACCUGAGAGAUGAAGGCUUGAGGCUCAGAAAGGUAGCGCACUCGGAUAAAUCUGGAUCACCCACAGCUUUGGCCCUCAGAGAUAAUGGCUCUAAUUCUCUUCCUUCACUUCUUGUUGUAAUUGCAGCCAUUUUCAUUGGAUUCUUUCUAGGGAAGUUCAUCUUGUAGAAAGAAUGAGUGAGAGAAGCAUGCAAAAUGCAGCUUCCUUUUUUUUUUUUUUUUUUUUUUUUUUUCUUGGCCAGAAAAAGAUUUGUUUACCUACCACUUCAUUGGUAGUAUGGCCCAAGUGGCCAUUUUUGUGUACAGCAUCAUAACAGGCUUUGCCUUUAAUGAUCUCGCACGGUUAGAAAACACAAUCUGAAAAGAAACUGUUCGGCUACUGGACAAAAUUGUACAUUAAGUCAUCUAUAGCAGGUGUCAGUUGCACAGUCAGUCCUUUAUGAAAAUUCAUAAAUAAAGAAUUGUUCUUUCUUUCUGUGGUUUUAAUAAGAAUUCAAAAAUUGUUCAGAGUCUUGUAAAUGUUAUUUUAAUAAUCCUUUAAAAUUUUAUCUGUUGCUGUUACCUCUUGAAAAAUGAUUUAUUAGAUUGCUAAUCCCACUCAUUCAGGAAUAUGACAAGAGGUAUUCUGGGGGAAAUGGUGCCUCUUACUGUGUAAAUUUUCUCCUUACCUUACUUUGCUAAUAUCAUGGCAGAAUUUCUUUCUUAUCCCUUGUGAGGCAUUGUUGAGAGUUCUUCAUCCUUACAAUCCUGUCCCAUAAUAUUUAACAUUACAAAAGAAAUAAAAUUGUUAACAGAUUUUUCUGCUGGGUAGCCUGUUUGUGUGUGUCGUACUUUUAGAAGGGAUUUCUAACAAGUUCAUUGUUCAUGGUAAUUUGCUACUUGUAACAAAUGGCUAUUUUGAAGUUUAUUUGCUUAAGUCUCUGGCUUAGACUGUUGUAAUUGAAGCUUGGGGUUAAAAAAAAAAAAAAGGGGUUCCAUUCCAUUUGUUUAAAAAGUUGAACUGUUUCCUGGCUGCUUUCAGCUACAGAGAGGAUGGUUAUCAAACUUGUUUUGGGACAGAAUAUUUUGGAUAUCCAGCAGGUACAAAUAUCAGACAUGAAUGUUUUCAAUAUAUUAACAAUUUGCUUGGAUUGUGCGGGAGUGUAAUAAUCAACCUUCUGUUCCAUCUUUGGAUCUUCUGGGUGUCUUCCAGGAGUCAACAUUAUUAUUUGAUUUCAUAAGGGUAUUUAAUUCACAUACACUAAUUUACUCAGUUUGUAAUUCUGUUUUAGCAGAUAUUCAAAAAUGCAAUUUGGAUGAUUCAGGCACCCAUAGUGAAUUCCAUGAUGCAGAAGAGUUGAUAUUUGCUGACUGAGCCUCCGUUGCUCACCUUUUGAAAACAAAAAUCAUUUUUAUGCAACUCUUGCCAGAUCUACCUGUGUUAACCAUGUAUAGCUAAGUUCUAAAGAAUGCAUUUUUUGGGGUCUGAAAUGCUUCCCUGCACUUAAUCUUAUGUCUUGCCUCAUCUCUGAAUAUGUCAUGAAAACAAACAGUAGUAUUGGAACAAAAUAUUAUCUGUACAUCUGACUAAGCAUAAUCCCAUACAGGGAAUUACAUGUAAACUGAAAAAUUGCAGAAGGGAUAUACUCCUGUAAGCAAAAUUGUGUAUACUCUUGGACAGCUUGACUUGAUGUGGUGCAGCUAAGUGUGUUUAGACCUUGGUAUAUGCACAUCUUAUGUAGCUGAGAAAAAUGUUCUGGAGAAGAUGUAUGUUAUCUUGGUUGCCUUUGAUUUCUAGUGCUUUUUUUUUUAAAAAGAAAACUAUAAUUACAUCAUGUUCUGUCAUUGCUCUCUGUGAUAAACUUUUUUAUAAAAUCUUGCAUAUGUGCAAGGAAGAUGAUGAAGAAAAUGCAAAUACUGCUUAUCUUUUCACUUAAGCAUGCAAGCACAGAUGUUUCCAAUUACUUGUUCCAGUGUCUGCAUUCAACUCUCCUUACAUCCCAGUGACUGGAAAAACUAUGUUAAAGUCUUGAUUAUUUUGGUUCCGCUGGUUCAGAAUGGUGUAAUUCUCCUGAUUUUUUUUUUUUUUUUUUUUUUUUCUCUAACAGAACAUUGCCACAUCAAACUUUCAUAGUCUGUUCCAAACUGAUUAUGUGGAAAAUAAUGAAAGCAAUAGUGUGCAGGAUGUAGUUUGCUUCAGACAGAGCCGUCAUUCCUGCGUUGAAGGGAAAAUAUAAUUCCUCUGGAAGAACUUAAAAUGUUUACAGCAUAGUGUACGGAGAUUACCAAGGUUAGCUAGCACUUUCAGGCCUUGAUAGCGGAAAAAGGAGCCAUUGCUCAAUGCAGCUGACUCAGGUUUUGAUGUCUGGCAGCAGAAAUGAGGUAAAAAUAACAAUAAAAUCAGAUUGAAACAACUUUUUUAAUAUAUAACAGACAGGUGGUGGUAAAACUUGGUCAUGGUUUAAAUAAUGUCUUCAAAGUGAAAGUGUGCAGCGGUCUCAUAACCAGUGUACUUACUAAUGGUAUAAGGAGACUGUCUUGGUUUCCAGUAAUCCCUUCCUAGCUGUAUAUAAAAUGUAACGCUAAAACUAUUUUGCUCUCAGGAGUCACUUUGGAUGAGAUCAACUGUAUUCAGUGAAUUAUGUAAUAUGGAUUAAAUUGUUUGUCUUUGUUCCUGAAAUGGUUAGAACUUCUUGCUUUGUCUGCCUGCUUACGUGUGUAUGUAAGCACGGGGAAAUACAGUCUCUCCACUGCUCCUAGUGAUACAAUCAGACAAUGAUGCCCAUAACGUCAUGUGAGGCUAAAUGUGUAAAUAUGCAUUGCAGGUUGCUCUUCUGAUCUCUCAAAAGGGCAAAAUGGAACAAGUAUACCGUAUCAAAGGAGUAUUUUACAGUUUUUAUGAAUAUAGCACUUUAAAAAAGGGUAGUAUGAUGGUUCAAGGGGAUAAAAAUGCCUAGUUAAAUAGAAGAUAUAGCUUCUGCAGUAAUUCUGGGCACCAAAUUUAAGCCACUUGAAAAAAAUUAUGUAUGAAGUUCAUUUAAGAAACAAGUUGUUUGUAUCAAUGCACAAGAUAUUUGUGCACUUCUGCUCAUUCUUUUAAAAGCUGUUGACAAACACUGUUGCCCAGGCUUGCAUGUUUCUGCUGCUAUGAUUGAAGCCAAUUUACACAUAAGAAGCAACCAAACACUAGCUUGAAACUUCAUUAUCCUCUUGGGAGGAGAGAGGGUGGAGGGAGGAGGUGGAAGGUGACAUUUUUCUAAAGGGGAAAAGACAAAGUCAAUAAGCAAAACUUAUCUUUCAGGCCUUCUUCAAAGAUAUUAAAAGUUGAAGUGUUAAUAAACCAUUAAAAACGU